Messenger RNA from Girardinichthys multiradiatus, 957 nucleotides. Its product is annotated as outer dense fiber protein 3-like. The record is from RefSeq and is a predicted model, not a curated record. Gene Ontology annotation, cellular component: cytoskeleton. Lineage: Eukaryota; Metazoa; Chordata; Actinopteri; Cyprinodontiformes; Goodeidae. The coding region runs from base 139 to 915 and encodes 258 amino acids. The transcript is spliced from 7 exons.
GACAAUGUCAACAAUUUCAAAAUUCAGAUUCAGUUAAUUGCUGAUGCAGAUUUCCACUAAGUAAAGCCUGAAAGGGACAGAGGGAGCAGGACUAGAAACGUAAAGGCUUAAGGCAGCCUCUUUCUAUCCCUCAAAGCAAUGCGAAAAGAUGACCCUUGGGUUGGGACCUGGAGGCCCCACAGGCCGAGAGGGCUCAUAGCUGCACAGAUUGGGUGUCCUGGGCCUAAAUAUGCAUUACCUGGACUAACAGGUGCUUUCCAACAUGACCCAACCAAACCUAAAGCACCAGCGUUCUCCUUUGGUGCACGUCACAAAGUGGCAAAUACAGACUGUUCCCCUGGACCAAAGUAUCUGCUCCAAUCCACUGUUACAAGAUACGGCCAAGAUGGGACACCUGCAUUUUCACUUCAUGGCCGUCUAGAGCUGCCAGCAACCUUCCACACACCAGGACCAGCCCAGUACUUCCCAGAGCAUUCAAAAAAGUUAAUCUUCAGAGCUACCCCUGCAUACAGUCUCUCCGGCAGACACAAAGAAAUGACCAGGAACCAAAUACCAGGUCCAGCAGCCUACAUGCUGCCCCCCAUAUUGGGGACAAAAGGAGUAACGACCCUUUCCGCUCCCUCGUCCACACUCAUUGGCCGCACCCAAAAAGGAUCGUUUUUUGAGGAUCUUAAAAAGACUCCAGGCCCAGCUGCAUAUAAUGCUGUAGAUCCGUAUUUCUCUAGGCCCAAACCCCCUCAUUGUACUCUGAAAGGUCGAAAUUUCCCUCCCAACAAAACUACUCAAACACCAGGUCCAGGGUCAUACUUUCCAGAGAGGACAACCUUUACAAAACCGGAAGCUUCAGGUUUUUCCUUUGGACUGCGCCAUUCACAAUACACAGUCCCCCUUAUGGUGAAGUUGGAUGACAACUGACAAAAAGCUUACUUCAAUAAAUACUGAAUAAGCAAAGGCCAA